GGUCGGCGGCGGCCUCGGGGGCGGCAGCCCGGAGAAGAGCCGCAGCGCCCAGGAGUACAAAGAGCAGGGCAACCGGCUCUUCGUCAGCCGAAAGUACCCGGAGGCCGCCGCUUGCUACGGGCGGGCCAUCAACCGGAAUCCCUUAGUGGCAGUCUAUUACACCAACCGCGCCUUAUGCUUCCUUAAGAUGCAGCAGCACGACAAGGCCCUGGCUGACUGUAAGCAUGCCCUGGAGUUGGACAGCCAGUCCGUGAAGGCGCACUUCUUCCUGGGGCAGUGCCAGAUGGAGAUGGAGAACUACGACGAGGCCAUUGCUAACCUUCAGAGAGCCUACAACUUAGCCAAAGAGCAACGACUGAACUUUGGGGACGACAUCCCAAGCGCUUUGCGGAUUGCGAAGAAGAAGCGCUGGAACAACAUUGAGGAGAAGCGGAUCAACCAGGAAAACGAGUUGCACUCCUAUCUCACCAAGCUCAUCAUGGCAGAGAAAGAGAGGGAGUUGGAUGAAUGUCGACGGGCGCAGGAAGAGGAGAACGUGGAGGAAAGUCGGAGCCGCGUGCAGCUGGCCAACAUCGAAGCCAAACAUGAAAAGUACCUAGCAGACAUGGAUGAGCUGUUCUCCCAGGUGGAUGAGAAGCGGAAGAAGCGCGACAUCCCGGAUUACCUGUGUGGGAAGAUCAGCUUUGAACUGAUGCGAGAACCCUGUAUCACGCCCAGCGGGAUCACGUAUGACAGGAAAGACAUUGAAGAGCACCUCCAGCGCGUCGGCCACUUUGACCCCGUGACCCGCAGCCCCCUGACCCAGGACCAGCUGAUCCCCAACCUUGCCAUGAAAGAAGUGAUAGACGCGUUCAUAUCGGAAAACGGCUGGGUAGAAGAUUACUGACCACCGCAGGGGAGAGGCUGUGCUUGCAGCCUCCUCGUGGCGUCCCCCAGCCGCGGCAGCCAAGGCCACUGGACUGCUAGAGACUGGCUCUCUGAGCUCGCUGGGCCAGCGCCAUGCCUUACUCACUGUCUGUCUCGCUUUCCCUCCUCUUCCUGCUCCGGCUGGCCGGGCUGCCUCAACCUGUGCCAGUUCGGGGCCCGUCCGUCACCUCCCUGGGGUGGGCCUUGGCGUCGGCUUGCUCCCAGGCCGCUUUCCAACACGGGCAAAGCCGGGAGCCUCAGGCCUGGCUCUGAGGUGGCGGGGAAGGCCAGCCCUGUUUCAAGAAGAGAGGCGAGGAGGGAGGCCUGCAGCAGCACUUUCCCUGAGGGCCACAAAAUGCGUUGUGUGAGGGGCAGACACCCCACAGUGGCAUAUGAAGGAUACCAUGUCGGCCCCGCAAACUGCACCCCACAGCCCUCCAGGCAGAUGGACACAUUUCCCUCCACACACACACACACACCCCUUCCCAUUUUGACUAUGCUGCAGUUGUUGGGCUCGGCCUUUGCAGCAAGCCACAAGCUGAAGGGGCUGGACUGCCCCCCUCCCGGUUCUUCCCAACCCCCCCCCCCCAGCUUGGCUUUGAGGUUUCUUCCCACUCCUUUCUCUCUCUGUACAAAGUUUUAGGUUCCCCCCCUCCCCACCUCAUUCCGUUUUCCUGCCUGCCCAGGAUAGUUGGGUUUAUUUUUAUUGUUUGGCCUCUUUACUCUGUAAAUAAAUAGCCACAUAUUUUGGGCUGGGUGGUGGAGGUGGGCACAGAGAUCUAAUAAUUAUUAUACAGACGACUGGAAUUUGGGUUUGGUUGGGGGAAGCACCUGCUUGUGUGGGAAGCUGAGCCCCCCGGUUCUGUUCCAGGUAGUUGUUUUCCCAUUAAACCACUGAAAGUUC
Messenger RNA from Podarcis muralis (Common wall lizard), 1810 nucleotides. RefSeq names its product STIP1 homology and U-box containing protein 1 (gene STUB1). Gene Ontology annotation, molecular function: ubiquitin protein ligase activity; protein-folding chaperone binding. Gene Ontology annotation, cellular component: cytoplasm; Z disc. Lineage: Eukaryota; Metazoa; Chordata; Lepidosauria; Squamata; Lacertidae. Gene Ontology annotation, biological process: positive regulation of proteolysis; proteasome-mediated ubiquitin-dependent protein catabolic process; protein polyubiquitination. The record is from RefSeq and is a predicted model, not a curated record.